AUGUUACCGUCACUAAGCAAAGUUUCGUCUCGAAAUAGAAGUCUCCACGGAACCAACCCGCAGUCGAGAGAUGCCGAAUCUUCGCUUGAGCUUGAAGCCAUUGCUGCUGUUCAUGAACUUUCUUUCGCAGUACAGUCGAUCUCGGUAUCAGAAAUGCUUCCAAGAACCUCCGAACUUAUUUUUGUAAACGUAACAACGCUUGAAGGCCAACCUUACUGCUUGGAAUUAACAAUGAAAGGAUGGCGUGUUGCCUCGUUACGUCAGGACUGUAUGCAUGGAGAUUUUACUAAACUUGAACUUUUCACUAAUUACUACGAUACGCUGUACGGGUUAAUGGAUUCAUUGUCACCGAGGUACAGAGACCGUUUUAACGAGAAAGUCGCUGAGAAGCUGGAAAUGUUGCAGGUGGUUAUUUUAUUCUCGCCAUCAAAAGCUCCAUUCUCUUUCUUGGACCAGGAAUCACCAGUAGCCUUGCGACUAGAGGUGCCGUGA
This is a messenger RNA of Enterobius vermicularis (human pinworm), 492 nucleotides long. Lineage: Eukaryota; Metazoa; Nematoda; Chromadorea; Rhabditida; Oxyuridae. The record is from the annotation of a GenBank genome assembly.